AUGCACUCGUAUAGCCUUCUUUCAGCCGCUUUCGUGACCCUCACGAGCCUUUCAAGUGCAACCCCCGUGCACCCACGGGGUCAUCCUCCUCCGCCACCCGCUCCCCAGAAAUCUUCAUGGUUCCCAGGACCCCCAUCCGCGCCUGGAAAGCCGGGACCAACAGUAUCGACGUGGACAACGCAGCCUGCUUUCACGACUCUCACAGCACCAGGGUCAAGCUCAACAGCUCCUGCAUCACCAUCAUGCUCAGGACAUUUCGAGCCGCUGGCACCACCUUACCUCAAUGACCUGGCUCGCUCUGCCGGAAAGUUAUGGUUUGGGAGUGCCACAGACCAACCAGGGACGGGGGAAGACACCAACAUUCUGUACCAGGAAAUCCUGAAUGACACCGACAUCUUCGGCCAAAUCACUCCGGCAAAUUACAUGAAAUUCUUCGCCACCGAGCCAGAGCAAGGUGUGUUCAACUUCACAGGUGGUCAGAUUGCAGUCGACAUCGCCCAGGACCAUGGUAAAUACCUGCGAUGCCAUAACCUGGUCUGGAACUCGCAGCUCAGUGACUUUGUCGUGAACGGCACCUGGACCAAAGAAACCCUAACGGUUGUCAUGAAAAACCACAUUCAAACAUUGAUCACUCACUGGCAAGAUGCCUGCUAUUCCUGGGACGUGGUAAACGAAGCUCUGGCAGCCAACGGUAGCUUCUCCGAGAGUAUCUGGUCUGACGCCGUGUUGGCCCAACAGUACGACGUGAUCGGUCCGGAGUACUUCUUCCUCGCAUUCCAGUUUGCCCAGGAAGCCGUUGAGGCCACAGGGAAGGACAUCAAGCUGUUCUAUAACGACUACGGCAUCGAGGAUACAGGAAACAAGACCCAGGCGACGUACGCACUGAUCAAAGAGGUUCAAGCUCGCGGCAUCAAGAUCGAUGGAGUCGGCCUUGAAUCCCACUUCGAGGUAGGCGGCACGCCGAGCCUCGAGGAGCAAAUCGCUGCUAAGCAGGGAUAUGUGGCGCUGGGGUUGGAGGUGGCCAUCACAGAGCUAGACGUCCGCUUCGUCGAGGCCAACGCGACCAACGCCACCGCGUUCGCGCUGCAAGCCCAGAACUACUAUGACAGCGUGGCCAGCUGCGUCCAGGUCGACGGUUGUAUCGGCAUCACCGUCUGGGACUUUGAUGACCAGUACUCCUGGAUCCCUGGCACCUUCCCAGGCCAGGGCGCCGCAGAUCUGUACAAUGCAGAUUUUACCCGGAAGCCUGCCUACUACGCGGUUGGAGAGGCCCUGCAGGGGGUCCCGUGCUCUGUCUGCUCCGCUUAA
Messenger RNA from Exophiala spinifera, 1308 nucleotides. RefSeq lists its product as uncharacterized. Gene Ontology annotation, biological process: carbohydrate metabolic process. Bases 1 to 1308 code for a protein of 435 amino acids. The record is from RefSeq and is a predicted model, not a curated record. Gene Ontology annotation, molecular function: hydrolase activity, hydrolyzing O-glycosyl compounds. NCBI's taxonomy places the organism in Eukaryota, Fungi, Ascomycota, Eurotiomycetes, Chaetothyriales, Herpotrichiellaceae. The transcript is spliced from 3 exons.